AUGGAUGACGACCUCGACCUCGACGCUGCCGAUGGCCUCACCUCCCUCGCCUCGUCCGGCAUGAAGACCGCCCCCUCCAGCAAAGGCAAGCCUCAUGCCCCACGCAAAACCGCCGCCGCGGCCAAGCCAAAGAAGGCGCUGACGCCCGAACAGCGGGCGGCGGAGUCGGCCAAUAGGAAGAGUCGGAGGCACGCCGCGGACGCGAGGGGUGAAACCGUCGUGGCUGCUGCCGCCACUGUAACCGCGCAUCAGGAGGUCACCAACGCCCGCGUCGUGGCAGCAACGAGGGAGCCCUUCCUGGCCAAGACGUACACGAUGGUGGAUGACCCGGCGAUGGACGCCGUGGUCGCGUGGGGGUCAGCCAGCAACAGCUUCGCCGUCACCGACCCCUUCGCCUUCUCGGAGAUGUUGCUGCCCACGCACUUCAAGCACUCCAACUUCUCCAGCUUCGUCCCCCAGCUCAACACCUACGGCUUCCGCAAGGUCAACCCGGACCGGUGGGAGUUCGCGGACGCCUCCUUCCUCCGCGGCCAGAUGCACCUCCUACCCCGCAUCGUCCGGCGCCGGAACGGCGGCAAGCGUGGCAAGGAAGAAGCCGGCGAGGGGGAUGAAGACAUCAGCAGCAAGAUGUUAGCCAUGGAGGUGGUCCACCUGAAGGAGGAGCAGAGGGCCACCAAGGACCGCUUGGCGGCGAUGUGGCGCCCGGUGCAGGACGCCGAGUGCCGGCCCAAACUCAUGCUCGCCUUCCUCCUCAAGGUCGUCGGAGACCCCGACGUGCUACGCCGCCUCGUAGGCAACUCGAGCAGCAACGACGGAUUGUUCCCCGGCGAGGGCGCGGAGACCAAGAGGCCGCGGCUGCUUCUUAACGGUGAAGCCCAGAUGCAGGACGCCUUCGUGGGGGAACCCGGGGUCGACUUCACUGGGUUCUACACGGGAGGCGACGGGUUUAGCGAGGUGCCGGUGGACAACCCCCCGUACGCUUUCCCGAUGGACACCGGCUACUGA
This is a messenger RNA of Triticum dicoccoides, 1005 nucleotides long. Its product is annotated as heat stress transcription factor C-2a-like. The coding region runs from base 1 to 1005 and encodes 334 amino acids. Gene Ontology annotation, molecular function: DNA-binding transcription factor activity; RNA polymerase II cis-regulatory region sequence-specific DNA binding. Gene Ontology annotation, cellular component: nucleus. The record is from RefSeq and is a predicted model, not a curated record. The transcript has 2 exons. Gene Ontology annotation, biological process: regulation of transcription by RNA polymerase II; cellular response to heat. Lineage: Eukaryota; Viridiplantae; Streptophyta; Magnoliopsida; Poales; Poaceae.